Molecule: messenger RNA, 5423 nt
Organism: Ceratotherium simum simum (southern white rhinoceros)
Lineage: Eukaryota; Metazoa; Chordata; Mammalia; Perissodactyla; Rhinocerotidae
Source: RefSeq, a predicted model, not a curated record
UCUUGCCCUAGUCUUGGAAGGGAUGGAGGAGGCAGAGGCCGACUGCGCCGUGGCGUUCGCCGAGGCCCAGAGAUGGGUGGAGGCAGUAACAGAGAAGAGUUUUGAAACAAAGGAUUUUCGAGCCUCUCUAGAGAAUGGUGUUCUGUUGUGUGAUUUGAUUAAUAAGCUUAAACCUGGUGUCAUUAAGAAGAUCAAUAGACUGUCCACACCAAUAGCAGGUUUGGAUAAUGUAAACGUUUUUUUGAAAGCUUGUGAACAGAUUGGAUUGAAAGAAGCCCAGCUUUUCCAUCCUGGGGAUCUACAGGAUUUAUCAAAUCGAGUCACUGUCAAGCAAGAAGAGACUGACAGGAGAGUGAAAAAUGUUUUGAUAACAUUGUACUGGUUGGGAAGAAAAGCACAAAGUAACCCCUACUAUAAUGGUCCCUAUCUUAAUUUGAAAGCAUUUGAGAAUCUUCUAGGACAAGCUCUGACUAAGGCACUGGAAGACUCCAGCUGCCUGAAAAGAAGUGGCAGGGACAGUGGUUACGGUGAUAUCUGGUGUACUGAACGUGGAGAAUUUCCUGCCGCUUCAGGCAAUUAUAAGAGAGAAGAUUCUUUUGAAAGCUUGGACUCUUUGGGGUCUAGGUCAUUCACAAGCUGCUCCUCUGAUAUCACGUUGCGAGGCGGACGUGAAGGUUGCGAAAGUGACACAGAUUCUGAAUUUAUAUUCAAAAUGCAGCAUUACAAUAAAGAUGAUAUGUCAUAUCGAAGGAUUUCAUCUAUUGAACCGAAGUCUGCUUUACCAUUCAAUCGUUUUUUACCCCACAAAAGUAGACAGCCAUCGUAUGUGCCGGCACCCUUGAGGAAGAAGAAGCCAGACAAAAAUGAGGAUAACAGAAGAAGUUGGGCAAGCCCAGCCUACUCAGAAGCAGAUCUAACAUUUCCAAGUAAUGAGAGGAGAACUUGGGGCACACAUGUGGAGAACUGGCCAACAGUACAAGAAACUUCAAACUCCUCUUGUUACUUGGAAGAGGCAGAAGACAAGACAAGCAUACCCAACACUGUAAAGGAUGAUCUUUAUGUGCGAAAGCUAAGUCCAGUCGUGCCAAACCCAGGGAAUGCUUUUGAUCAGUUUCUUCCUAAAUGUUGGAUCCCAGAAGAUGUGAACUGGAAAAGAAUAAAGAGGGAAACUUAUAAACCGUGGUAUAAAGAAUUUCAGGGAUUCAGUCAGUUUUUAUUACUUCAGGCCCUCCAAACAUACUCUGAUGACAUCUUGUCUUCUGAAACAAAUAUCAAAAUUGAUCCCACUGCUGGCCCAAGGCUCAUAACACGCAGAAAGAAUCUCUCUUACGCACCAGGGUAUGGAAGAGAUGACCUCGAGAUGUCAGCCCUGGAUCCUGACUUAGAGAAUGAUGAUUUCUUUGUCAGAAGGACUGGGGCUUUCCAUGCAAAUCCAUGUGUUCUCCGGGCUUUUGAAGACUUUAGGUUUUCUGAGCAAGAUGAUCCUGUAGAACGAGAUAUAAUUCUGCAAUGCAGAGAAGGUGAACUUGUACUUCCAGAUCUAGAAAAAGAUGAUAUGAUUGUUCGCCGAAUUCCAGCGCAGAAGAAAGAGGUGCCACUGUCAGGGGCCCCAGAUAGAUACCAACCAGUCCCUUUCCCUGAACCCUGGACUCUUCCUCCAGAAAUCCAAGCAAAAUUUCUCUGUGUACUUGAAAGGACAUGCCCAUCUAAAGAAAAAAGUAAUAGCUGUAGAGUAUUAGUUCCUUCGUAUCGGCAGAAGAAAGAUGACAUGUUGACUCGUAAGAUCCAAUCUUGGAAGCUGGGAACUACAGUGCCUCCUAUCAGUUUCACUCCUGGUCCUUGCAGUGAGGCGGACUUACAGAAGUGGAAGGCCAUCCGGGAGGCCAGCAGGCUUAGGCAUAAGAAGCGGCUGAUGGUCGAGAGACUCUUUCAAAAGAUUUAUGGUGAGAAUGGGAGUAAAUCCAUGAGUGAUGUCAGCGCAGAGGAUGUUCAGCAGUUGCGUCAGCUGCGUUACGAGGAGAUGCAGAAAAUAAAAUCACAAUUAAAAGAACAAGAUCAGAAGUGGCAGGAUGACCUUGCAAAAUGGAAAGAUCGUCGAAAAAGCUACACUUCAGAUCUGCAGAAGAAAAAAGAAGAGAGGGAAGAAAUUGAAAAGCAGGCCCUUGAGAAGUCUGAGAGAGGCUCUAAGAAAUUUAACGAAAUGAUGCAGGACAGGGAGUCCCGAAACCAAAUGUCUACGAUUACAUUGAGGAGGAGGAUAUAUUCUGAUGAUGAUAUAUUGAAUGAAGAAAAACUUCCCUCUACAUUGGCUAUGUCAGAAAUGAGUUACCAGAGUCAAAGAGAAGAAGAGAAGGGAACGACUUAUCCUACAGAAAUUCCUAAACAAGAUUCUACAACUUCUGCAAAAAGAGAGGAGACCAUAACAGCUGAAACUCAGCUUCCGUCUAAAAGCUCUUUGGAGGAACAAGGCCCAGCCUCUUUGUCUUCUCUGCGUUCACUGAGUACACAGAUGGAGAUGACUCGAGUUUCAGCUUCUCUCCCUAGAAGUUACCAGAGAGCUGAUACAGCCAGGUUAACAUCUGUGGUUGCACCAAGACCUUUUGGCUCGCAGUCAAGGGGAAUCUCAUCCCUCCCAAGAUCCUACACGAUGGAUGAUGCUUGGAAGUACAAUGGAGAUGUAGAAGGCGUUAGGAGAACUCAAAUCAGUUUGGUCAGCACCUCUGCACAAAAACCCACCACAAGCCAGACUGCUUCCAGCUGGUCCAGCGAGAGAGAGACAGCAGUAGCGGGAGAAGCUGUGAUGAGGUCGCCCUCUCCUAUAUCCUCCUUCUCAUCUCUUUCCCAGGACCAGGCCGCCACUUCUAAAGCCACCUUGUCUUCAACAUGUGUCCCUGAUUUAAUGUCUGAGCCUGGAGAAGGGAGAAGCUCUCCAGAGACAGAGGUUUCAGGAUCACAGGAUCAGUUCAGUGAUAUGAGAAUCAGCAUAAACCAGACGCCUGGGAAUGGCCUUGACUUUGGGUUUACAGUAAAAUGGGAUGUUUCCGGGAUCUUCGUAGCAUCAGUUGAAGCAGGUAGCGCUGCAGAAUUUUGUCAGCUACAGGUAGAUGAUGAAAUUAUUGCUAUUAACAACACCAAGUUUUCAUAUAAGGACACAAAAGAGUGGGAGGAAACCAUGGCUAAUGCUCAAGAAACUGGAAACCUAGUAAUGGAUAUCAGGCGUUAUGGAAAGUCUGGUUCACCUGAAACAAAGUGGAUUGAUGCAACUUCUGGAAUUUACAACUCAGACAAAUCUUCAAAUCUAUCAGUAAUGACUGAUUUCUCAGAAAGCCUUCAGAAUUCUAAUACUGAAUCCAAGGAAAUCAAUGGAAUUCAUGACGAAAGCAAUACUUUUGAAUCAAAAGCAUCUGAACCUAUUUCUUUGAAAAACUUAAAAAGGCGAUCACAAUUUUUUGAACAAGGAAGCUCGGAUUAUGUGGUUCCUGAUCUUCCAGUUCCUACCAUCAGUGCCCCAAGUCGCUGGGCAUGGGAUCAAGAGGAGGAGCGAAAGAGGCAGGAGAGGUGGCAGAAGGAGCAGGACCGGCUGCUGCAGGAAAAAUACCAACGUGAGCAGGAGAAACUAAGGGAAGAGUGGCAAAGGGCCAAGCAGGAGGCAGAGAGAGAGAAUUCCAAGUACUUGAAUGAGGAACUGAUGGUCCUAAACUCAAACAGCAUUUCUCUGACCACACGGGAGCCUGCUCUUGCCACCUGGGAAGCCACCUGGGGUGAAGGGUCCGAGUCUUCCAACAGAGAAGGAACCCGGGCAGGAGAAGAGGAGAGGAGACAGCAGCGAGAGGAAAGUGAGAAUGAGGGCCAAAGAAAGAAGCUGCAGGAGCAACUCACUCUUGAGAGAGAGAGGAAACUGAAGGAGCAGCAGCGCCAGGCAGAGGCCGCGGAGCAGAGGCGCCAGGCAGAGGCCGCGGAGCAGAGGCGCCAGGCAGAGGAGCAGAGGCGCCAGGCAGAGAGGGAAACCUCAGUCAGAAUAUACCAGUAUAGAAGGCCUGUUGAUUCCUAUGAUGUACCAAAGAGAGAGGAAGAAUCUUCAGGUUUGCUUUCUAGUGACAGGAAUAAAUCCAAAUCCACUACUGAACUGGAUGGUUACUCCAUAAAUAAAAAUGGAAGCAAUAAAUAUGUAGACAGAAUUGGGAACACCAGCUCAUCACAGAAGAGCUCCAAAAAGGAGCAAGUCCCCUCAGGAGCUGAGUUGGAGAGACAACAAAUCCUUCAGGAAAUGAGGAAGAGGACGUCCCUCCAUGAUGACAACAGCUGGAUCCGACAGCGCAGCUCGAGUGUAAACAAAGAGCCGGUUUGUCUGCCUGGUCUUAUGAGAAGGGGUGAAUCUCUAGAUAACCUGGAUUCUCCAAGAUCCGGUUAUUGGAGACAGUCCACUUGGCUCAAUCAGCCUGCAGGAGUCUAUGCUUCUUCCUCUGUUCAAGACUUCAGUCGCCCACCACCUCAGCUGGUGUCCACAUCAAACCGUGCCUACAUGCGAAAUCCAUCCUCCAGCAUACCCCCUCCUUCAGCUGGGUCUGUGAAGACCACUGUACCUUCCCCUACACCGCGCAGCCAUUCCCCUUCAGCUGCACAGUCAGGCUCCCAGCUACGCAACAGGUCAGUCAGUGGGAAGCGUGUGUGCUCCUACUGUAAUAACAUUCUGGGCAAAGGAGCCGCCAUGAUCAUCGAGUCCCUGGGUCUUUGUUAUCAUUUACAUUGUUUUAAGUGUGUGGCCUGUGGGUGUGAACUCGGAGGCUCUUCCUCAGGAGCCGAAGUCAGAAUCCGAAACAGCCAGCUCUACUGCAAUGACUGCUAUCUCAGAUUCAAAUCUGGACGGCCAACCGCCAUGUGAUGUAAGCCUGCAAACGAAAGCACUGUUGCAGAUAGAAGAAGAGGUGGUUGCUGCUGAUGUAGAUCUAUAAAUAUACAUUGUAUGUCUUUUUCCUCUCUUUUUAAAGGAAGAAUAACCAUUUUUUUUUGGCCUCUUUAGAUUACAUCAGAGCAUUAUAGUCUUGAUAGAACCUGUAUUUUUGUUGUUGUUUAUUUAUAAGAAGGUAAUUACGUGUGGGGAAAAGUGCAGUAUUUACUUUUUGAAUUUAGCAUCUUAAAAGCACAAGGGAAAAAUAAGAACUUCAAAAUAUUUUUGAGGCUGGUAAUGAUCUAGUUUGACUUUCUAGUGGUGUUUUGAAGAGGGUUAUUUCAUUGUUUUUUUUAAAAGGUUCUGAAACAUUAUUUGAAAUAGUUAAUAUAAAUGUGUAAUUGCAUUUGCUCUGUGUAUUGUAAUGUAUACUAAAUGCAGAACCAUAUGGAAAAUUUCACUAAAACCCACCCGCAAAUUUGCUUUCUGUAUCCUUCUUUUCAUCUAUGUAAUAUUAUGAUUAAAAAGAAAAUUU